Schizophyllum commune H4-8 is the source of this 1856-nucleotide messenger RNA. Its product is annotated as cytochrome P450. The record is from RefSeq and is a predicted model, not a curated record. Lineage: Eukaryota; Fungi; Basidiomycota; Agaricomycetes; Agaricales; Schizophyllaceae. The transcript is spliced from 11 exons. Gene Ontology annotation, molecular function: iron ion binding; oxidoreductase activity, acting on paired donors, with incorporation or reduction of molecular oxygen; heme binding. Bases 70 to 1743 code for a protein of 557 amino acids.
GUCAGCAACUAAGGUAUAUAAGACCAGAGCUCUCGCGCUCUCAUUCUCUGUGCAGCCUUGACUUCAGCGAUGGCCUCCAUCCACGAGUCGGUCACCGCGCUCAGCGCUCUUGCUGCUGAUCUGGACAUCUACAAGUCGACCAUCACUUGUGUCGCGGUAGGCGCUGCUGUGGCAUUCUAUCGCUCUUUGUGCGCUCCGGUAGAUACCAUCCCAGGUCCUCCUCGCCCGUCACUGCGACACUGGCUGCUUGGACAUAUCACUGAGCUUCUAGCAGAGGAGCGAAGUCCUACCGACGCCCUCGAUAGGUGGUUCCGCCAGUAUGGCCACGUCCUCCGUAUCUAUGGCACGGCUGGAACCACCCGCAUCCUGACCACCGACCCUCGUGCGUUGCACCAUAUCGUUACUCGUGACGAAGUCUACCACAAGCCUGAGGAGGCGCGUUUCGGACUCGCGCGCGUUCUUGGCGACGGUGUCCUCGUCACUGAGGGCGAGAAGCAUCGGCAGCAGAGGAAGAUCAUGAACCCAGCCUUCGGUCCUUCUCAAAUCCGCGAGCUGACACCAGUGUUCUUGUAUUUGGCGGAGAAACUGCGCGACAGAUGGACGCGCUCCCUGUCAGAUGAAGGAGGACAAGCUCGUCUCAACGUCCUAGGGGAGCUUUCUCUCAUGACGCUUGAUGUCAUCGGCAGAGCAGGCUUUGGCUACGAUUUUAACGCCCUCGACGGCGAGGCUGAAUCAAACGAGCUCAGUCGCGCAUUCGCCACGCUCAUCGGUGGUCCGCGGAAGCAGAGCUCUUGGCUCGAGCGCGCAGGAAGUCUCUUGCGAGACCUCCAACCCAUCUUUCCAGCGCUACGCUUUUGGCCUGCUCCCGGAGAUGAGGCUUUGCGCACGGCUCGGGCGACGAUGGAUAGGAUUGGACGUCAGCUACUUUCGGAGGCGAAGGCAAAAGCGCUGGUCGGCUGGAAAGAUGAAGAAGGAGAGAGAAGACCCCGCGACUUGCUCUCCUUUCUCGUGCGCGCCAAUCUAGCCGAGUCGGCGAAGGAGAGGAUGUCAGAUGAGGACGUGCUCGCGCAGGUCCCUACUUUCCUCGUAGCCGGGCACGAAACCACUGCAACGGCCACGACAUGGGCGAUCUACCACCUCACGCAAGAUCUCGCUAUACAGAACCGCCUGCGCGAUGAGCUACACGCUCUCGACAACGAUGCGCCCAGCCUCGACGAGCUCAACUCGCUGCCCUAUCUUGAUAUGUUCGUCAAGGAGGUGUUGCGCUUCUAUGCGCCCGUACCGUGGACGGCGCGUGUGGCAACGAGGGACGAUGUGGUGCCGCUAGCGAGGCCGUAUACGUAUACGAAGGGGCGGGAGCAUGAGCAGAUCGUGGUGAGAAAAGGCCAGCAAUUCAUGCUCUCGAUACAUAACCUGCACCGAGCGAAGGAGAUUUGGGGCGACGAUGCGGACCAGUUUCGACCAGAACGCUGGGAGACUCUUCCUGACACAGUGAAGAGCGUCCCGUCAGUCUGGAAUCAUCUCUUCACCUUCUCUGGCGGUCCGCACGCGUGCAUCGGAUUCAGGUUUUCGAUUGCAGAGAUUAAGGCGAUCCUAUUCGUCCUUGUCCGCUCGUUCGAAUUCGAGCUUGCCGUCGACCCUAGCGACAUCAAAGUCCGCACUGCUGCAGUACAGCGUCCGGCACUCAAGAGCGAGCCGGAGGGUUCAGCGCAGCUGCCGGUCUUCGUCAGGCUGGCUUCCUGAAAUGGAGUAUGUAGGAAGAAAUGAGUAGCAUUGCGGGAAUGAGAUUGGAUUGCGCGCCAGGUCGUGAAACCUGACGGUCUUCCAGCAUUCACGGCCAUUGCCGAAAGUUCAAC